AGUGUCUAAAAAAUUGUUCUGAAUAAGUCAUGCCAAAAUGAAGGUGCCUGAGAGAUUUAGAAUGAUUACUUUGUUUCUUUUCAUCCAAUUGCUGGUGUCUGUGUACGCAGUUGAACCUCUCUGGACCCGUUUAGUUGGUGGAAGUGGAUCCUUCGAAGGCCGAGUUGAGGUUAAUUACCAACAUUGAUGGAGAACUGUCUGUGACGACGGUUUUGACCUUAAUGACGCCCACGUGGUUUGUCAUACAUUGGGGUAUCCAAGAGCUUCAACUUACGACUCAAGCGCCUCCUUUGGUGAAGGUACAGGCGAAAUCCUCCUGGAUAAUGUAGAAUGUACAGGAACUGAGUCAAACAUCGCAUUUUGUCGACACAACGGUUACUACAAUCACAACUGUGGGCACCAUAAUGAUGUAGGGGUCGUCUGCGAAGGCAUAAAUUAUGCAAAUUUGUACGGUUGGAUGGACGAGAACGCAGGACGGGUUGAGGUCAUCUAUCAAGGUUCACUUGGAACUGUUUGUGCCGAUGGCUUUGGACUGGCGGAAGCCAACGUGGUUUGUAGGAUGGAAGGCUUUACCUUUGCCGAGUCUUACUCGUCAUGCUGUCCCUAUUUCUCGGAAGGAUACGGUGACAUUCAUCGUUUUAAUUGCACAGGAGAAGAAGUGAAUAUUGGACACUGCAGCCAUAAUCCUUUUGGGACCGACACCUGUGGACACCAGGACGAUGUUGGAGUCACAUGCAGAAAACUUCCAGUUCGUCUUGUCGGCGGUGAUACACCUAACGAAGGGCGAGUCGAAGUGGGACACUUUGAUUAUUAUUAUUAUUAUUAUUAUUAUUGGGGCACAAUCUGUAGUGACUCCUGGGAUAUCAAUGACGCUACUGUGGUUUGUCGAAUGCUGGGAUAUCCUGGAGUUUCUUCUGCAAUGAAGAGCUUUGGCCCAGGCUCAGGGAAUAUCAUCUUCGACAACGUCAGUUGUGACGGAUCAGAGACACAUCUCACACAAUGCAACCAUGCUGGAUAUCUGGUUCAUAACUGCGAUCACACUGAAGAUGUUGGUGUUGUAUGCAGCGGGCAAGCCGAGCUCGGGGUUCGUCUCGUAGAUGGCCCCGAUGAGAGCCAGGGGCGGGUUGAGUUGUUCUACUUUGGAGCAUGGGGUACCGUAUGCCAAUAUGACUGGAACCUACUAGACUCACAUGUUGUCUGUAAGAUGUUAGGAUUCAUCGGUGCUACAGGAUAUUCAGGUUAUUCAACACACGGUCCAGGGACUGGAGAAAUUUUAUUACGCGAGCCAGGAUGCACAGGAAAAGAAACAAAUCUUCUUGAUUGUAAUCUGGGUUACACUUUUGGUGAAACGUAUUGUUAUGAUCAUACAACUGAUAUUGGCGUUUCUUGCUUGAAAUGGGAUGAUCUUCAGGUUCGUCUGGUCAAUGGAAGAUCUACCAAGGAAGGCCGUGUAGAGGUAUUAUACUCCGGUACUUGGGGGACAGUGUGUGAUGACAAAUGGGAUCUUGAAGACUCUGACGUGGUUUGUAGAAUGCUCGGAUUUGAACGGGCGGAGAACUUCUCCUGCUGCGCUGGAUUUGGACCAGGACCUGGGCCUAUAUACUGCUGGAAGAUGUGGAGUGCGAAGGGACGGAUGUUAAGGUCUUAAACUGUAAACUCAUGCUAUAGCGUAACUCGCUCCCUAGCUUAUUGAAAAUAUGUCCAGUGUGCGCGCGCACUGCCUC
This is a messenger RNA of Lytechinus pictus (painted urchin), 1724 nucleotides long. RefSeq names its product deleted in malignant brain tumors 1 protein-like. Lineage: Eukaryota; Metazoa; Echinodermata; Echinoidea; Temnopleuroida; Toxopneustidae. The transcript is spliced from 6 exons. The record is from RefSeq and is a predicted model, not a curated record. The coding region runs from base 458 to 1648 and encodes 396 amino acids. Gene Ontology annotation, cellular component: membrane.